Cyclopterus lumpus (lumpfish) is the source of this 8267-nucleotide messenger RNA. RefSeq names its product TUB like protein 4a (gene tulp4a). The record is from RefSeq and is a predicted model, not a curated record. NCBI's taxonomy places the organism in Eukaryota, Metazoa, Chordata, Actinopteri, Perciformes, Cyclopteridae. Gene Ontology annotation, molecular function: protein binding. The coding region runs from base 30 to 5513 and encodes 1827 amino acids. The transcript has 13 exons.
UACCUACGGGAGUUUGGAGAGCUGCAGGGAUGUUCGCCGCCGUGGAGCAUGGCCCUGUCCUCUGCAGCGACUCCAACAUCCUGUGCUUGUCCUGGAAGGGCCGUGUGCCCAAGAGCGAGAAGGAGAAGCCGGUGUGCAGGAAACGCUACUACGAGGAGGGCUGGCUCGCUACUGGGAACGGUCGAGGAGUUGUUGGGGUCACGUUCACGUCCAGCCACUGCAGACGGGACCGGCCGACCCCGCAGAGAGUGAACUUCAACCUCAGAGGACACAACAGCGAGGUGGUCUUGGUGCGAUGGAAUGAGCCCUUCCAGAAACUGGCUACCUGCGAUACAGAUGGAGGGAUCUUUGUUUGGAUCCAGUAUGAAGGCCGCUGGUCCGUGGAGCUGGUCAAUGACCGUGGAGCACAGGUGAGUGACUUCACCUGGUCCCAUGAUGGCACCCAGGCUCUGAUCUCCUACCGUGAUGGAUUUGUACUGGUGGGAUCAGUCAGCGGGCAGAGACAUUGGUCCUCCGAGAUCAACCUGGAAAGUCAGAUUACGUGUGGUAUCUGGACCCCCGAUGACCAGCAGGUGUUGUUUGGUACUGCAGAUGGACAGGUGAUAGUGAUGGACUGCCAUGGGCGCAUGCUGGCCCACAUUCUGCUGCAUGAGUCGGAUGGCAUCGUCAGCAUGUCCUGGAACUAUCCCAGUUUCCUGGUGGAGGACAGCAGUGAGAGCGACACGGACUCUGAUGACUACUCCCCUCCGCAAGUGCACAGCCAGAAACCUCUGCUGACAGUCAGCUUCACUUCUGGAGACAUCAGCCUGAUGAACAACUAUGACGACCUCUCUCCCACCCUCAUCCGCACUGGUUUGAAAGAUGUGGUGGUUCAGUGGUGCUCGCAGGGGGACCUCCUAGCAGUGGCGGGGAUGGAGAGGAUCUUCCUCUCCGCCGAGCCCUCCUGUCCUCCCACCACCCGGAGUGCACUUGUUAAGUUCUACAACGUUCGGGGUGAACACAUCUACACACUGGACACACCAGCACAGCGCCCUAUCACCACGCUGUGUUGGGGUCACCGGGACUCUCGUCUGUUCUUGGCGUGCGGCUCGGCGCUCUACGUGGUGCGAGUGGAGCACCGCGUUGCCAACCUGCAGCUGCUCUGCCAGCAGGGCAUCGCCACAGCAGUGAAGGAGGAGAAAGAUGUCGCCAAGCUCACCAUGCCUUCCCGCCUCUGUUCUUACGUCACAACUGCUUUUGUCCCUACCAUCAAGCCCCCCAUCCCUGAUCCCAACAACAUGCGAGAUUUUGUGAGCUAUCCAACAGCUGGAAACGAGCGCCUGCACUGUACCAUGAAGCGUACGGAAGACAACCCUGAGGUGGGGGGACCCUGCUACACGCUUUACCUAGAGUACCUAGGAGGUCUGGUGCCUAUCCUCAAAGGCCGUCGAAUAAGUAAACUGCGUCCAGAGUUUGUCAUUAUGGACCCCAAGACAGAUGGGAAAACAGAUGAGAUGUACGGCAACAAUCUGAUAUCUGCCAUGAUUGACAGCUGUAACUGCUCAGACUCCAGUGACAUUGAGCUGAGUGACGACUGGGUUGGCAAGAAAUCUCCAAAGAUAUCCAGGGGUAGCAAAUCCCCCAAACUGCCAAGAGACUUAGUUUGUCCCUUUACCAACAGGAUCAACAUUGAUCCCAGAAAAUCGCCCAAGCUCUCCCGCGCUACACAAGAGAUAGCCAGGUCACCACGGUUACCUAUACGGAAACCCUCAAUUGGGUCACCCAGUCUAACACGGAGGGAAUUUCCUCUAGAUGAUAUCACUCAGCAAAAUUACCUUGCUCAGGUCACAUCCAAUAUUUGGGGAACAAAGUUCAAGAUUGUGGGACUCUCCACAUUCUUGCCAACUAAUCUUGGUGCAGUCAUCUAUAAGACAAGCCUCCUUCAUCUACAGCCCAGGCAGAUGACCAUCUACCUGCCAGAGGUGCGUAAAAUCUCCAUGGACUACAUAAAUCUGCCGGUCUUCAGCCCCAAUGUCUUCAGUGAGGAUGAAGACGACCUGCCUGUCACAGGCCCUGCUGGUGGCACCGAUGACAACCCGCCCUGCACUGUCAACAUACCUAUUGCCCCCAUCCACAGUCCCGCCCAGGCCAUGUCCCCCGCCCAAAACAUUGGUCUGGUCCAGUCACUCCUAGCCAAUCAAAAUGUUCAGCUGGAUGUCCUAACUAAUCCCACAGCAACCCCUGCUGGGGCCGCCGCUGGUGGGUCAGACCAAAGCCAGGACAACAUCCUGACAGCCCAGUACACAGUUCCCACCAGGUACUCCAGUCCUGGUCAGGUCAUCUUUGGGGGUCUAGAAAUUAAUCGCCUAAUGGUGGGGCCCCCACCUUCCCAUCAUCCUUCACAACAACAACAGCAGCAACAACAACAACAACAACAACAACAGCAGCAACAACAACAACAACAACAGCAGCAGCACCAUCAACAGCACCAUCAACAGCAGCAUCAACAGCAGCAUCAACAACAGCACCAACAACUACAACACCAACAACAAAUUCAGCACCAGCACCAUCAGCUUCAGCAGCAACAGCAACUCCAACAGCAGCAGCAGCAGAUACUCCAGCACCAACACUUACAACAGCAACAGCAACUUCAGCAACAGCACAUUCAGCAGCAGCUCCAACACAUGCAGCAGCAGCAUCAACAUCAGCUCCAGCAGCACAUACAACAACAGCAACAACUACAACAGCAACAUCAACAAAUUCAGCAGCAACUGCAGCAACAAAUACAUCACCAACAGCACACACAGCAGCAGCAUCAGAUGCAACAGCAGCACCACCAUCAGUUUCAGCAGCAGCAGUUUCAGAUUCAAAUCCCUGUUUCCGCCAUGUCAUCAGGACAGCUGUCGGGUGCAGCUGUGCACCAGCUCCAGCAGGGGGCACUGCAGAUACAAAUCUCUCAUCCACCGGUGGAAUUGGUGGUUGAGAGAGCAGUGGGGGGUGAGCACGAGCACCUAUUGAAAAUCAAAACCACCCGGUCAACUCCACAGCUGGCUGAGGGUGAUACAGUGGUGUUCAGUGCCCCUCUAGAGCUCAGCAAGAUGAACCCCCCACCCCCUUACCCCGGAACAGUGGCUGCUGCAGUGGCUGCCGCUGCUGCUGCUGCUGCAGCAGCCACAGCAGCAGCCUCCGCUGCAGCCUCCAAUCCUGCAACAGGAGGGAGCACCAGUGGGACUCCUCCCCCUGGUGACCUUUGUCUGAAGAAGGGAGAGUUAUCACUUUAUCUUUCAGGUCAGCAACAAGCGCAGUACCCCACACCACUGGGAUAUGAGAGGAUAACAACAUUUGACAGCAGUGGGAAUGUGGAGGAAGUAUGUCGUCCUCGAACGCGCCUUGUCUGCAAUCAGAAUGUCUACACACUCCAGGGACCUGGCAGCUCUGCCACUCUCAGGGUCACCUCAUCAUCAUCAUCCUCCUCCUCCUCCUCAGCUGACAAGAAGAUCCAGCUGCCCUACACUUCUGCAACACUCAACAGACUCACUGCACCUCGCUAUUCCAUACCCAGUGGAGACCCGCCCCCAUACCCAGACCCAGCCAAUCAGAACAGUGCUGUCGGCAGAAACUCUGGACAGAGGCUUGACAGCAGUCUGAUCCAUGCCACUCUCAGGAGGAACAGCCGAGAGGCCGCUCUCAAAGUUUCCCAGAUGCUGGAGCCGCCCAGACCAUUGCCUCCUAAGGCUAAGAAUAAUAGUGCACUAGCAGCCUCGUUCCAGCAGAGGGUGCCAACGGCCUUAUACACCUGCAGUCAGUGUAGCAGUGGAUCUAGUGUUGGAAGCACUGCUGCAGGGAGCACUAACGGAAUAGCAGGAGGAACUAUUAUCAGACAGGAUUUCCCUCCAGGGAAUGGGGCACCACACAGCACAGUUAUUGUUCACUCCAACAGCACUACUCCUCUGGCCUCCCAGUCCUCGUACAGCUUGCUGAGCUCUCUUGAAGGAUCUGGUUCUUCAGUAGGAGGAGGAAGUAACAGAGACAGGGUUGAUUAUGUUAAUUCAGCAUUUACUGAGGAUGAAAUCCUGAACCAGUCACUGAGGAAUCUGGCGCUAGGGGGAAAUGAUGCACCAGGGCUGGUUGUCAAACGCCCACCUCCCUAUCAGUGGGAUCCAGCUGCCACUGAGGAGGUGUGGGUUCCUCAGGAACGGACAGCACCACUGAAUUCCAAUGGACCCCCCGGACCCCACAAACCACCCCCACUUAUUCUUAGCCCAGCUCAGCACUUGGAUGUGUCCAGACUGCCUUUUGUCCUUUCUCCAAAGUCCCCCACCAGCCCCAGUGCUGCAUCAUUUCAAGCUGCUGCAGCAGCUGCAGGCUACCAAAUCUCUCUCCAGUACCCUCCAACAACUUCCUAUUCUGGAACCCAGCUACAGCCCAUGCCAGGCUCACCACGCCCCUGCUCCUCCCCAAAGGAGAUGGUGGCACCUGUACCAUUCUCGCAACAGGAUGCAACCCUUGUAUUGCCUCCUGGUUACUCUGCAAACCUUGCAAACCUAGCCUGUUGCCCACUCCCACCCAUGUAUCCAGGAGGAAGUGCUUGUUCCGGGCUCCCCAUUCCCCCUAUUUCCCUUCACACUCCUUGGGGUACGUAUAAUUCUUGCCCGCCUAUGCCCAGUCCUGCAGUGCCACUACCACCCAAAGCCUCUCACAUGGCAGUUGACAAAAAAGUUAUUUCGCCGCCGCCUCCUCCUCCUCCACCACCCCCACCGCCGCCGCCAGCAGAGCUGCAGAGCCAUGGAGGUUUACAAGAGGCCAUGGCAGAGGCUGGGGAAGGUUUUCAGGAGGUGCUCUCCUUGACUGAGAGCCCUGUUCCACAGCGGUCUGAGAAGUUCAGCAAGAAGAAUCGCAAGCGUGUUGAUGGGCGUGCUGAGGAGGCUAACGUGCCACCUUUGGCUGAAGGGAGCAAGUUGAAAAAGGAGGGCCGAGCUUUAGGUGAUUUCAACUCGCUCAUCUCUAGUCCGCGGCUGGGAGGAAGGGACAAGAAGAAGAUUAAGGGACAGAAAGAGCAGCAGUUGAAGACCAAGAAGCUGAAUAAGGCUACUGCCAAUAGUGAGUUCCAAGACAGUUCAGAAAGUGAGCCGGAGCUGUUUAUCAGUGGAGAUGAGCUGCUCAAUCAGUGCCAGAGUGGUAAGAAGGGCUGGAAGAGUAAGAGGAACUUGAGGGCUGCCAGUGAACUGGAUGAGAUCAAGUGUCGAAAAGCCAACGAGAAGGAGGACCGAGGGCUGGGCAGCCAGGGUUUUGUCUAUGUCAUGGCCAACAAGCAGCCACUGUGGAAUGAAGCCACGCAGGUCUACCAGCUGGACUUUGGUGGGCGUGUCACACAGGAGUCUGCCAAGAACUUUCAAAUUGAACUGGAGGGCAGACAGGUGAUGCAGUUCGGCAGGAUUGAUGGCAAUGCCUACAUUCUGGACUUUCAGUAUCCCUUCUCUGCUGUGCAGGCAUUUGCAGUGGCUUUAGCCAAUGUUACUCAACGCCUCAAAUGAGAUGUCCCCUCCCUGUUUACCCUGAGUUAUAUCUGGGAUUUCAAACGCAAUCAGUUGAAGGGACACAGUUGUUUCAUUUGAGAUUAACAAACUUUGAUUUUGAAGAGACUUAAAUCAGCCCUGGUCAUAGAGAGAGAGAGAUACAAUCAUGCUGCACUACACAAUGCUGCCACUAGAGUUGGUGCAAGCAGCAGAUUUGCUCCGUUUGGCAGUCAGGGGCACCUUGCAAUGCAUGUAGGGCCAAAGCGCUGAACUUUGGUAAACAUCAUGCAAAUAAAUGCUGCUUUAGCUAGAAGAAGCUUAUAGACAUGAUAACCGAUGGGUUAACUGAGAGAAGAAUUGUCGAGGUGCAGUUUUCAAAAGAAGAAGCAGCAGUAAUACUUGAAAACCACACUCUGGAGAUCACCGUUGUGUUUUUCCUAGAGCGCACAGGUACUACUGGGCACUGAAAUCCAUUGCUGUACAAACUUCAGUGAAACAGUUACCACUUUAUUAUACUGCUUUUGCUUUUAGGAUUUUAUUAAAUGACUAAACAUCGUGGAGGGUCUUUUUGUUUUUGCUCUCUGCCAUUCCUUUUGUUACUGCUGUCUCAAUCCAUCUUGGUUGGAAUUGAGGCUUAUAGAUAUAUGCAUCAUUUAGGAGCACUGCUAAGAGGUCACACGUUUCACUGUAGUAAAAGGUGUGUCACUGUUAAAAACUUGGGGAGGUCAAGUAGUACACAUGAAGUGUAAUAGAUAAGUUGAACUGCAGUCUUUUCCAUAUAUUUUCCUGGGACUUUGAAGGAAGAAGUGUUACUCUGCUACAUGGAUUAAUUUAUAUGUACAUUUCCUUAUCUAUUCAGAUGUGAAUUUUAACAUUAUUGUCAUUGUUUGAUAUACAAUCUUCACACCAAGUCAACAUUUUCAACUUACCUGCUUUAUUUGGGAGAACUGGUGGCUGAAUUUGAACAUUGCCGUGUAGUCUGGGGUGAUGGUGGAAGGGGUGUACGGAAUAGCUUUGACUGAUAUGUCCUGCACUUAGUGAAAUAUCUACAUACGGUGACACAGGUGCAAAAGAAGUCGCCAAGGCCUGGAUGGAACAACUUAACCUCUGGCAUGAAGGGAUUUGUCACCUGCUGUCACUUCUGUGAAGUGAGUGUGUAGUUGGGGUGGGGGGCGCUGUCCCUGCUCUUUAAGACCACACUAAUCAUGUAAGCAAGGUACAGGAAAUAUUUUUAUAUAUUUCACCUAUGCCAUUUCAUACUCUUUUCAGAAGUCAUGUAAAUACAUAUGAGUCAUAUGUAAAUGUUGUAAAGAGACUUUGACAGAUGUCUGUUUACACCUGUUUUCACUGUGUUUGAAGUGUAAUUUUAGGUGUGGAGCGACGCCCUAGAACUGUUUAACUCAACAGCUACAACCAUGAAAAAAAGUUAACAGUUAAGCUGAAAUCAUUGCCGCUGAAUCUUUGAAAUCAGAACUCCAAUGAGGGAUGAAGCUAUUGACAUCUGUUCAUUUAAUAAGCUGACACUGAAAUCUGAAAAGCUGUUUUUUAUUUUUUUUUCCAGGUAGAUAAGCUUGUAUUUGUGUUGAACUAAGGACACAGAGCGGAGCCAGCUGAUAGGAUAGGUUUUUAUCUGUAUACGAUGAUAGUAAAAAAACAUCUAAAAAGGGUAAUAUUAGGCAGGUGUGACUAGGGUCACCUCUAACCUUUGUGCCAAAAUAUGCAUUUGCUAAAAUUUAUAGUUGAAACAAAUGGGCCUAGAGGGAAGUGUAACCUAAUUCGUGAUAUAAAAAAAAGCCAUCUCUUUGGACCUGCUCUGUUUUGGUCACAGAAUUGAUGAGAUUAUUAAACUUUCUUGUGUGAUCUUUCUGUAUUGCAACCAAAGACAUCUGUCAGAUGGGUGUUGUAGAGAUGCGGAUUGAAAAAAAUUAUCUCAAAUAGUCUCUUAUGAUCCUAAAAAAGGAAGAGAACAUGAUCAUGCAUGUCAUAAAGAAAAUAUCCAUCUUUCUGUGUUAGUUGUGCAAUAUUUUCUUUUGGGGGGAAAAAAAAAGUCCUUUGACCACAGUUUGAUACCAUUCUUUUAGUUCUGUAAAUUUUAUUUAUGAGAUUUCCUGAAGGAGAUAUAGUAUCUAUAUAUACUGUAUAUUGUGGAGUUUUCUGAACAUUUCUUUGUGUUGAUAAAUUUUGUGUAGCCCAAAUUGUAAGAUGGGCUUUGGUCGGGGGGGGGGGGUUGGAACGGGCAGAUUUCAGGUUUUGUGAAGUUGCAUUGGAUGGGAAAGAUGAGAAUGAGUAAGUGCCCAGUUUAGUGUAGUUGGUAGACUAGUUAUGUAGAGUGUAACUGUCAAGUCAAGGUGUGUCUGUAUUCAACUGUGCAGUCUACCAAUCCCAUCAGUGUUAAAUCUAUUAUCUUUAAAUGUGUGUGGUCAUGGCUUCUUACACGUACACACACAUACACAAACAUCGUUCACACAAGUUCACAAGUGUAAGCCACUGAGUUCAUGUUAAGAAUUGCGUCUGGGCUUAAGUUAAGGAUUCACUUCAAACUGAUUUCAUGAGAUGGCCUGUUGUAGAUAAUGUAGGAUUUGGCUUUUCUUUAGAAAAGGUGUGUGCUUUGUAUUUGUAGAUGUAGACUUAAAUGACAAAAACACUUGAAAAGAGUCUGAUUUGGUGACUGAACGUUUAUAGUGAAUGGAUAGUAAGGCAUGCCAUGUAAAUUAUUUUAUAAUUGUAUAUGUCACGCAUCUUUUGAAUAAAAUGUCAUUGUUUUCCGAAAAA